AUGCCGCGAGAUGCUAUCGUAGUUCUCGACCCGAAUCCAGAUCUGGCUGCGGACUGUGCUCUCUCCAUACUUGGAGUUAUAUACUUGGCAAUCGACAUGGAAAAGCACGCGGGUGCAGACAUACGCAUCCUGGCAGUACCAACGGCUGGUCAUGAUGAUCUGUUAUCGGAUCUGGUACAUCUGCGGGAUGGCAGCCGAAAUUUUGGAUUCAUCUACCUGUUACAUAAUGCGGAAUAUCCUCGUGUCCCCAUUCUACAGAAGCGCACCGAGGCCCAGGGAAUCAUAUCUUACAACAAGUUCGCUGAGGCCAAAGGCCUUCAAGCGCUUACUUCACCAACAUACACUGCAUAG
Molecule: messenger RNA, 351 nt
Organism: Fusarium poae
Lineage: Eukaryota; Fungi; Ascomycota; Sordariomycetes; Hypocreales; Nectriaceae
Exons: 1
Coding region: 1-351 (116 amino acids)
Source: RefSeq, a predicted model, not a curated record